AUGUCGUCACAGCGUGACAUGGAUGACUUCAACCACCAGGUCGCCAUAAAGCUUUCCCGAGCCCUCAACACACUAAAUCCCAACGACUUGCUUGCUCAAAGAGUAGCGGACAUUGCAAAGAGCAAUUCUGUUGCUGACUUUAUUACAGCCGCUCGCAGCUUUGGGAAAUUCGAGGAUUCCUUUCUUAGUGAACUCCACGGAGAAAUUAUCCUGCAUGAAAAGGGUAUCGCCCCCAAACCCGUCGAGGGAAUAACCGUGCAUGACUCGGAUGUUCUUGAGCCACCUCCAGCUCGACCAGGUGGACUUAUGAGGCCAGAUACACGGCACACCUUCAAGCAACCUGCAAAACCACUCGAGCCACCAACUCCUCGCGCGUCUAUCCUUGGUCUCGACCGACUUGCUCAAGAAAAACGUGCAGCUGCAGCUGAUGGUAACUCGGAAGGGAGCCGCAAGCGGCCCCGUCUCGAUAAUGGCCCGGAGCCUGUUUUCAAAAUUCCCAAUCUGCCGAUUCGCAACGAUAAUCAGCGUCAACGAGGACCAGAAACACCUUCUCAUUCUGGAGGCUUAUCAGACACGGCACGAAAACGACUGAAUGAACACAGGCGAGAGAAACAGCGAGAGGGUAUAACUGCUGCCAACGAACGCAGAGAAGACGCCCAGAAAGGACUUGGAGACUUCCAGAGACGGUCAAAUCGUGACCGAGAUCGAGGCUGGGGUCGACGACAGUCUGAAAAUUGGCAACAACAACCACAAAAUCGUGGAUGGGACUCCACACCUCGUUCUGUGCGGGGAAAUGGUGAUGCACCAAGUGUUCGCGUUCCAAAUGUUGGCUGGGAUUCCACACCACGUCGUUCAGGGGAUGAUGGGUCAGGCUGGGGUAGUGCAGCCAAUCGACGUUGGGAUGCAACACCGCGAAAUGUUCGCGAAGGAAGUCCCGACAAUGCUAUUGGGCUAGAUGCACGCGAAUGGGAGGAGGAGCAAAUCCGACUGGACCGCGACUGGUAUUCUGGUGCUGAGGAGGGUGGGAUUGCUGGAGACGAGGAGCACAAUCCUUUGGCCCAAUAUGAGGAUCUGAGUGCGUUGAAGAAUGCAGAGAUUGCCACCAAACAAGUGAAACGAAUAUCUGCAAAACAAGCGCAAUAUAAUGCGGACAACGACCUUUGGGAGGCCAAUCGUAUGGUUACCUCUGGCAUUGCCACCCGGAAGGGUGUCGACGAAGAUUUUGAGGACGAAUCUGAAUCUACUGUGCAUGUGAUGGUACACGACAUCAAGCCACCAUUCCUCGAUGGCCGUACCGUUUACACCAAGCAACUUGCGCCAAUUAACCCUAUCCGCGACCCGACCAGUGAUCUAGCUGUCUUUUCUCGCAAAGGCAGUGCGCUGGUCAAAGAAAAGCGGGAACAAGCCGAACGAGCAAAGGCGGCCGCCAAAAUUGCUGCGAUUGGUGGGACAGCACUGGGAAAUAUUAUGGGUGUUAAGGACGAGGAGGCGGAGGCUGUUGCGGAAGAGGAACGGAAGGAGCAAGAGGCAAAAGCAAAUGGCGAGAGCGUCAGCUACCGUGGCGAAUCAAAGUUCGCCAGUCAUUUGAAGGCGUCUUCCGGCAUUAGCUCCUUCGCCAAAACUCGUACUUUGAAGGAACAACGGGAGUAUCUUCCCGCAUUUGCCAGUCGCGAGGAGCUACUGAAAUGCAUCCGGGAAAACCAAGUGGUUGUUGUCAUCGGCGAGACUGGCUCGGGUAAAACGACCCAGUUAUCCCAGUUCUUAUACGAGGACGGAUAUUGCCAAUACGGUUUAGUUGGAUGCACUCAACCUAGACGUGUUGCAGCUAUGUCUGUUGCGAAGCGGGUGAGUGAAGAGAUGGAGUGCAAAUUGGGUACUACUGUGGGUUACGCAAUUCGUUUCGAAGACUGCACAACAGCAGAGACGAAGAUCAAAUACAUGACCGAUGGUGUACUUCUUCGCGAGUCUCUCAAUGAAGGCGACCUCGACCGAUACAGCGUCAUCAUCCUCGACGAGGCACACGAGCGAUCCUUGAACACAGAUGUUUUAAUGGGCUUGCUUCGUAAAAUUCUGUCCCGACGACGAGAUCUCAAACUCAUUGUCACAUCUGCUACGAUGAAUGCAGAAAAGUUCUCUGACUUUUAUGGGAAGGCGCCUUGUUUUACAAUUCCCGGACGAACAUUCCCCGUGGAGUUGUUCCAUUCUAAGUCGCCUUGCGAGGACUAUGUCGACAGUGCCGUCAAACAAGUUCUCCAAAUCCACCUGUCCAAUCCCCCAGGCGAUAUUCUCGUGUUCAUGACCGGACAAGAGGAUAUCGAGAUCACGUGUCAAGUCGUGAACGAACGUCUGUCGCAAAUGAAGGAACCUAUUCCGCUGGCGGUCCUGCCCAUCUACUCUCAGAUGCCGGCAGAUCUUCAAGCCAAGAUUUUUGACCCGACACCGGAUGGACGAAGAAAAGUUAUCGUCGCAACCAACAUUGCCGAGACUUCGUUAACAGUCGACGGUAUCCUCUAUGUCGUCGAUGCGGGUUAUUCAAAACUCAAGGUGUACAACCCGAAAGUGGGUAUGGAUGCCCUGCAGAUCACACCCAUUAGCCAGGCCAAUGCCAAUCAGCGCAAAGGACGUGCAGGGCGGACGGGUCCGGGAUAUUGUUAUCGGUUAUACACCGAGAUGGCUUUCAUGCAUGAGCUGUUUGAGAGCACGAUUCCCGAGAUUCAGCGGACGAACUUGGCCAAUACUGUACUCCUUCUCAAAGGCCUUGGUGUCAAGAACUUAUUAGAGUUUGACUUCAUGGACCCGCCACCCCAGUCCAAUAUCUUGAACUCCAUGUACCAACUAUGGGUACUCGGCGCCCUCGACAAUGUUGGCGACCUGACACCUGUGGGCCGGAAGAUGAACGACUUUCCGAUGGACCCUUCCAUGGCCAAGAUGCUCAUUGCUUCUGUGGAGUACCAAUGCUCUGCGGAAAUGCUGACCAUCGUCUCGAUGCUGUCUGUUCCCAGUGUGUUCUAUCGACCUAAGGAGCGAAUGGAGGAGGCCGAUGCUGCGCGCGAGAAGUUCAAUGUUCCCGAGAGCGAUCAUCUCACCUUGUUGAACGUGUUCAAUCAGUGGAAGAGCCAUGGGUACCGAGACGAGUGGUCUAUGCGCCACUUCCUGCACCCAAAGCUUUUGCGCAAGGCGCGGGAAGUCCGGACCCAGCUGGAGGACAUUAUGAACUUCCAAAAGAUGGCGUUGAUCUCGGCUGGGACGGAUUUUGAUGUCCUGCGCAAGGCGAUUGCGGCUGGCUAUUUCCAUCAAGCGGCACGGGCGAAAGGCAUUGGCGAGUUUGUCAACAUCCGGUCUGGAUUACCGUGUCAUCUCCAUCCUACAAGCGCGCUGUAUGGGCUUGGUUACACACCACCAUAUGUCGUAUACCACGAGCUCAUCCUAACAUCAAAGGAGUACAUGACGCAGGUAACCUCGAUUGACCCAUACUGGCUAGCUGAACUUGGCUCUGUAUUCUACUCCGUCAAAGAGAAGAACUUCGACGAGCGGGGAAACCGGCGUCAUGCAGACCGCGAGUUCUCGCGCAGAGCCGAGCUCGAAACUGAAAUGGCGCGGCAGCGGCAAGAGAAUGCUCGCAAGGAGGCGGAAGCUAUUGAGGCAGCUGUCCAAGCAAGCAGCAGCCGCUCGCAGAUCAUCGUCCCCGGGACACCAAGACAUACCGGCAUCGGCGCUGGACAACGCGUGACGCAAACGCCGCGAAGGAAACUGGGUGGAUUCUGA
Mycena indigotica is the source of this 3765-nucleotide messenger RNA. RefSeq lists its product as uncharacterized. NCBI's taxonomy places the organism in Eukaryota, Fungi, Basidiomycota, Agaricomycetes, Agaricales, Mycenaceae. Gene Ontology annotation, molecular function: RNA binding; ATP binding. Bases 1 to 3765 code for a protein of 1254 amino acids. Gene Ontology annotation, cellular component: spliceosomal complex; intracellular anatomical structure. The transcript is spliced from 21 exons. The record is from RefSeq and is a predicted model, not a curated record. Gene Ontology annotation, biological process: mRNA splicing, via spliceosome.